Molecule: messenger RNA, 1948 nt
Organism: Planococcus citri (citrus mealybug)
Lineage: Eukaryota; Metazoa; Arthropoda; Insecta; Hemiptera; Pseudococcidae
Exons: 6
Coding region: 387-1787 (466 amino acids)
Cellular component (GO): mitochondrial matrix
Molecular function (GO): protein methyltransferase activity
Source: RefSeq, a predicted model, not a curated record
CCGAAAAGUUUCAAAGUUUCGACUUUUUUGAGCUGAAAACGUCCCACAAAUUCGAAAGUUUCGAUCAAAAACUCAUGAUCUCGAAUAAUUCAAAAUGCUUAUUCAAAGCUGAAAGUUUCAGCCAGUUCAAGUUCAUGGUUGAAACCAGUUUGUGUGUGUAAAGUUCCAGUUCCGGUCUUUCUCCAAAGUACCUAUUCAGAAUCAUUGAAAUUUGAGUUUUGAAACACCUAUCAUCAACAUAUUUUGCGAUUACAUCUCAUCAAUAAAGUACCUUCUAUAAUUUUCUAGCCAGUAUGAUUUUCCGUACCUAUCAAUUUGCUCUCACCAAAGUGUUUCUAUCCUCCCAUUAAUCUCAUAUUCAUAUUAGAAUAACCUCUCACACAAAAAUGUACUCGACUUCACAUCUUCAUUUCAAAGUACCUCGCAGCAGUCUAAUAAAAUUUAUUAAACGAUUACAAACCUUGUCAAGUACAAAUUAUCUGAAGCUCGACAGUAACCAGAAAACUAUCAACAGUAUUCGACAGAACACAGAAGUUUCGAGCUCUCAUCUAACACCUGAGAUUAAAUUACAUCUCAUCACUUCUGCAAUCUCCAAUGGAUCGACUCCAUUUGAAUUUGAAAACUAUAAUAACGAAGAUCCAUUCUGGGGUUUCUAUUGGCCCGGUGGACAAGUCUUAUCGAGGUAUAUUUUAGACAAUGCGAAUUUUUUCAAGAAUUUGAGCAUUAUUGAUAUCGGUUGUGGAUGCGGAGCAACAGCAAUCGCAGCGGCGAAAUCGAAUUCGAAAAAAGUUAUUGCCAAUGACAGUGAUGCUAUUGCUUGUGUGGCGACCGCCAUGAAUGCUGAGAUUAAUCAAGUCGAAGUGGAAAUACUCCAUGGAUCUAUUUUAGGAGAGAAAAAUAUUCCAUGGGAUUGUAUUUUAAUGGGUGAUAUGUUUUAUGAAGAAAUACAAUCGUCGCAUACUAUCGACUGGUUGGAUUAUUUAAUUGAGCAAGGAAAACGAAUUUUGAUCGGUGAUCCUGGCAGACUACCUAUUCAAAAAUAUAAAGGAGCUAAUUUCAAUUUAAGCAGACGUACAGUUCAUUUUUCUACAAACGCCUGCGUUACCGAAUCACACCAAUCCUACCUGACCAACUUACAAAAUCAACGUAAAAUUGAACUAAUUAAACAGUAUACCAACUUCUCGUACGAUCAUAUAACACCUGAGAUUGGUUUGCAUCUGAUUACUAAAGAUAGCGAAGCAUGGACAUGGAAGCAAUCAGAAAUUCAGCUGAGAGACCCAUUUUGGGCGUUUUAUUGGCCUGGAGGACAAGCUCUAACGAGAUAUGUUCUGGAUAAUCCUCAAGAAUUUGAAAAUAAAUCCGUUCUUGAUGUUGGCUGUGGUAGUGGAGCGACAUCCAUAGCAGUUGCUCGUGCUCAAGCUCUCGAAAUUGUAGCUAAUGACUGUGAUAUUGAUGCCUGUAUUGUAACCGCUUUAAAUGCUGAAUUGAAUGGCGUAAAUUUAAGAAUUUCUCAAGAAAAUUUUAUUGGAAAUGCGAAUAUUCCUUGGGACUGUAUUUUAGUUGGCGAUAUGUUUUACAACGAUGAAAUAUGUUCAGUGAUAUUCAAAUGGUUGAAAGACUUGAGUUCUCAGCAUAAGAAAAUUUUCAUUGGAGAUCCUGGUCGAUUAAAAGGGAGAAAUUUCGAGUUCAAGGAAAAUUUGAAACUAUUAAAAACGUACCGUUUAAAAGAAGAUACUUUCAUAGAAAAUGAUACGUUUGUAAACGCCAACGUGUUGGCUUUUAUGUGAUGUUAAAUUUGGUUUGAAUUUAUGUACCUAAAUUUAUAAACUUAUUUAUUGUUUUCUUUAAUUUUAUAGCUGUUAAUCGUAUCCUAUCUAUUCUCUACAUUUUUGUGGUCGAUCUUCAAGAUAUCGCAUUAAAAAUGAAAACAUUGAGUACGAAGUGUUAA